UGCCUGGCCAGUUUCUCUACUUGUCUUUGAGCAAUAUUGCCAGGCUUCCCUAAUCUCAAAGUGGCAGCCCUACCCUAUCACUCUCCUCAAAACAACCAUGUCCCUGGGGCCGCUGAAAUUCCAGGCAUUAGGAGAAGAAGAUGAAGAGAACGAGGAGGAGGAGAGCCUGGACUCUGUGAAGGCACUGACAGCCAAACUGCAGCUGCAGACUCGACGGCCGUCUUAUCUGGAGUGGACAGCCCAGGUCCAGAGCCAGGCCUGGCACAGGGCCCGGGCUAAACCUGGGCCAGGGGCACCUGGGGCCAUCUGUGGCUUCGAUUCAAUGGAUUCUGCUCUUCAGUGGCUCCGACAGGAGCUGCGGGAGAUGCAGGCGCAGGACCGGCAGCUGGCCGGACAGCUGCUGAGGCUGCGGGCCCAGCUGCAUCGGCUGAAGGUGGACCAAGUCUGUCACCUGCACCAGGAGCUGCUGAAUGACGCCGAGCUGGAGCUGGAGUUGGAGCCUGGGGGCGGCCUGCCUUUGGCCCCGCCGCUGCGGCACCUGGGCCUCACGCGCAUGAACAUCAGCGCCCGGCGCUUCACCCUUUGCUAAGAGACACCGGCUCUUCUCGCCUCCAGGGCCACCGCUUUCCCAGCCUGCCUGAGAAUAGGGGACGGAGGAGUGUCUAGAGGGAGGAGUCCCCCACAGGCUCCAGAGCCUGCUCUUGAGAACUGAGUCCCAAGAGCACAAAGCCUCACCAUCCUGUCGCCCCUACUGCCCUGGUGAGGGGGAAGGAGAGAAGCUGGUGAAGGGAGGAGCUUAGACCCCCAGGUUCUUCAAUAAAUGCCCUCUCUGCUUCUCAA
Molecule: messenger RNA, 840 nt
Organism: Otolemur garnettii (small-eared galago)
Lineage: Eukaryota; Metazoa; Chordata; Mammalia; Primates; Galagidae
Gene: FAM167B
Product: family with sequence similarity 167 member B
Exons: 2
Coding region: 98-589 (163 amino acids)
Source: RefSeq, a predicted model, not a curated record